Clupea harengus (Atlantic herring) is the source of this 1019-nucleotide messenger RNA. RefSeq names its product plexin-C1-like. The coding region runs from base 561 to 1019 and encodes 152 amino acids. The transcript is spliced from 3 exons. Gene Ontology annotation, cellular component: semaphorin receptor complex; plasma membrane. NCBI's taxonomy places the organism in Eukaryota, Metazoa, Chordata, Actinopteri, Clupeiformes, Clupeidae. Gene Ontology annotation, molecular function: semaphorin receptor activity; protein binding. Gene Ontology annotation, biological process: positive regulation of axonogenesis; negative regulation of cell adhesion; regulation of cell shape. The record is from RefSeq and is a predicted model, not a curated record.
AUCCGAGACCCGCUCUUCCUCGUCUCCUUCAUUCACACCCUGGAGGAGCAGAAGAACUUCACCGACAAGGACAAGUGAGUGUAUGUCUGAGCGCAGGAGGAGAGAAAGAGAAAGAGUGUAUGUAACAGGAUGAGUGAGGGUGUGUGAGUGCUGAAGUGACGGACGUUUUUUUUUUUUCCUCCCACAUGAGUGUCGCUGGUGUGUAGCUACUGUGUCCGGGUCGUAUGUGACUGGCACUAUAGGGUCGUUCGUGACUGUCACUAUAGGGUCAUAUGUGAGGUGAUUUUCCCCCUUUCCCCCCCUUUUCAUUCCGCUGUCACUGUACCCACUUCCUUUCUCUCUCUCAUCUCCCCCUGGCCUUACUUCUCCCUUUCUCUCUCUCUUCUUCCCAUCUUUUAUUCUCUCUGUCCUAUCACCCUCCUGUUAUCUCUCUCCAUCUUUUUCCUUACUCUUGUUUCUUCACUUUUAUCUGCAUUUGUCUCUGUCCCGCUCCCAGGUGUCUGGUGGCGUCUCUGUUGACCCUGGCCCUGCACGAUGACCUGCCCUACCUGACCCAGGUGAUGGAGCAGCUGCUGGUGUCUCUGAUGGAGCAGCCCAGUAACGCUCAGCCCAAACUGCUGCUGCGCCGCACAGAGUCCAUCGUGGAGAUGCUGCUCACCAACUGGAUGUCCGUCUGCCUCUACGGCUUCCUCCGGGAGUGUGUGGGGCAGCCCCUGUACCUGCUGGUGUGUGCGCUGACGGAGCAGAUCAGUAAGGGUCCGGUGGACUCGGUCACAGGGAAGGCCCUCUACACCCUCAGUGAAGACUGGCUCCUGUCGCAGGCCCCAGACUUCAGCCCUCUGAAGCUGAGCGUGCUGUUUGCGGUGGGAACGGAGGGCGAGGUGAGCGAGCCGCUGGACGUCUGCGUUCUGGACUGUGACACGGUGGAGCAGGUGAAGGAGAAGAUCCUGCUCACUUUCCACCGCAAGUUUGGCUUCCGCUACACCCAGCAGCUCCAUGACAUAGACAUUGGUGAGUAG